CCCAUAUCCGCUGCUUCAGCGAUAUUGACUUCUGAGAAUGGCGUCAAUACUACGAAUGCUGAGCGACUUUCCUAGUCGCCUAGCCGUGUUCCUCGAUAGACCUGGAUUUCCUUGGAAGAGGCUGAUUCUGGGAUUCUCGCUGGGUCAAUAUGUUCUUGAGGGUCUGUUGUCGUUGAGGCAAUACAAGGUUUUGCAGAAGAAAAAGCCACCCAAGACACUGGAGGAUGAAAUUUCGCAGGAUGUAUUCGAUCAAAGUCAAGCCUAUGGUCGCGCAAAAGCUAGGUUCGGCUUCGUCUCCGGUCUAUACUCCCAGAUCCAAAAUGUCCUCUUUAUCCAAUACGACGUCCUACCCAAACUCUGGUCGUUAACAGGGCUCUGGCUUGCUCGCUAUGCGCCCGAACGGUUCUGUGGCGAAAUCUCUCAAUCGGUGCUCUUUUUCUUGACGUUCAGCUUCAUCUCCCAGAUUCUCUCGCUCCCGAUAUCAUACUACGGCACCUUCGUCUUGGAAGAGAAGUUUGGAUUCAAUAAGCAGACAGUCAAAUUAUGGAUUACAGAUAUGCUCAAGAGUCAAGCCUUGAUGGUUGCAUUGGGGACGCCGCUGCUCAGCGCGUUCUUGAAGAUCAUCCAGGUCACUGGCACAAGAUUCUUCUAUUAUCUCUGGCUAUUUGGGAUCGUGGUACAACUAUUCGCCAUCACAAUCUACCCGAUCUUCAUCCUACCACUGUUCAACAAGCUGUCACCAUUGGAACCUGGCGAACUCAAGUCGAGCGUUGAAGCGCUAUCAUCAAGACUCAACUUUCCCCUCAAGUCUCUGUACGUCAUUGAUGGAAGCAAGAGAAGCGCACAUAGCAAUGCAUACUUUUUCGGCUUGCCCUGGAAGAAACACAUCGUUAUUUAUGACACUCUGAUUGAAAAGAGCGAGCCUCAAGAGGUGGUUGCAGUACUUGGCCAUGAGCUUGGACAUUGGAGUCUAUCGCACACAACCAAAUUGUUUGCAAUCGCUCAGUUCCACAUGUUCUACAUAUUCGCCCUAUUCAGCGUCUUUAUCGACAACAACUCUCUAUACUCGGCUUUCGGCUUUCACAACUCUCAUCCAAUCAUUAUCGGCUUCAUCUUGUUCUCCGAUGCUCUGGCACCAAUGGACGCAGUAGUGAAAUUGCUGAUGAAUGUUCUCUCCCGCAAAUUCGAAUUCGAGGCCGACACAUUUGCGUUCAACCUGGGAUACCAGAAAGAACUGGCAAGGAGUCUGAUCAAGCUCCAGGUCCAAAACCUGAGUACCAUGGACGCAGAUUGGAUGUAUGCAAGCUAUCAUUACAGCCACCCUAUCUUGGCGGAAAGAUUGGCGGCAUUGGGAUGGAACACCUCGAAACCGUCGGCAAAUGGGAAAGUCUUGGAACUUGAUGAGAAGGUUGUGGAUGCGGAUGUUGUCAAGGCGAAGGACCGAGAGUUGUGAUCUCCGAGUCUGUUGAAGUUUGAUGCACUCUUAAGCGACUCUUGGAAAUUCGGGCCUUACACGAUGCCGCCUGUUGGAACUCGAUUGCCAGGUGAUUGCAUCGGCGCUCAUGAGAAGAGAUGGAAAUACCACCAAUCUGGUCAGGACAGAAAAGGCCCCUCCGGAGGAACCGUGAGCAGCCGGCCAGAGUCGUGUCCACAGCUAAAACUUCGCUGGGCCUGGGAGCAGUUGAUGGAGCGCAUGCAGGGUGCUCUGUGAAGGUCCGCGAAUGUGAUGUAUAAAACAAGCCAGGUCUGACAUAUCAACCCCAGACCUUUGUCCACACCACGGAACCAUUCAAUCCCUGGUAGCCUCCUUCCUCUUAAC
Messenger RNA from Exophiala xenobiotica, 1819 nucleotides. RefSeq lists its product as uncharacterized. Gene Ontology annotation, cellular component: endoplasmic reticulum membrane. The record is from RefSeq and is a predicted model, not a curated record. Bases 38 to 1453 code for a protein of 471 amino acids. The transcript is spliced from 4 exons. Gene Ontology annotation, biological process: CAAX-box protein processing. Gene Ontology annotation, molecular function: metalloendopeptidase activity. Lineage: Eukaryota; Fungi; Ascomycota; Eurotiomycetes; Chaetothyriales; Herpotrichiellaceae.